This is a messenger RNA of Colletotrichum destructivum, 1310 nucleotides long. Its product is annotated as Putative protein kinase. NCBI's taxonomy places the organism in Eukaryota, Fungi, Ascomycota, Sordariomycetes, Glomerellales, Glomerellaceae. Gene Ontology annotation, biological process: protein phosphorylation. The transcript is spliced from 2 exons. Bases 648 to 1214 code for a protein of 188 amino acids. Gene Ontology annotation, molecular function: protein kinase activity; ATP binding. The record is from RefSeq and is a predicted model, not a curated record.
CCAUAUCCACGCCAAAAACAGGUAGUAUGUCAUUUUCUGUCUGCAAAAUUGUAGCAGAGAUUUCCAAAACAAUCCCAUUGCUCGUGGUGUGUUUUUACUAUGUAUUAUUCCCACUGCACCAUUGCUUUACUUCAACUUCCCUCUCGCCUAAUUUUUCUUGGCAUCUGCUGUUAGAGAAUCAGGUGGUGAACCAACAGAACCCUUAACGGCCGAAAACUCUUCACCUCCCUGCUCCGGAGCCCUUCCGCGAUGGCCUCACAGCCUCCGGCCAGCCCCGAUCGGGGCUCUGGGCCACCUCUGGAGCCAACCUCUCAUUAAGGGCUAAACGCCGCCGCAAUACCGAGACUCAGCCACUCCGGCCCAGCCUCGCGGGAAGCCAGCCUAACACCUUCAAUCCAGCUCCCCUAACACCAAGAUCAAGACCGCCUACAACCAACGGCCAAGUGACUAUCCGGAACAAGCGGCCCCGCAACCGGCCCUAGGACCGGACGCCCGGACCAGGUUGAACCCAGGAGAACCAACCGAGCUGGAGCAGGUCCCCGACGAAGAAGAUCCAGAAGAGGCCUAACCCGAUAGCUACCCAGGAAUUGGAGACGAUCACGGUAGCUGCGGAGAGCUCACGACCGGACACCACGAGAAGGUCUGCCAUGUCGUCCUACUGCUUUUUCAAGCAGCAUCCAGUGCGGCUAUCAUCCUCCGGCUACACACUUGUUGCCAAAGGCGUUGAGAGGGUUGACCUUGGUCGCCUACGACACGAGAACGACUUAUACGAUCGAUUGCAGCCCAUCCAGGGGACACAUGUACCGGUAUGCCUCGGUAGUGUGGAUCUAGUCCUCCCAUACUACUACGACAGUGAUGUCUUUGAGCACUUCUUGUUCCUCAGCUGGGCUGGACUGCCUCUGUUUGACUUCAUCAACCGAACUACCAAGGUCGAUAUUGUGAAUAAGGUUACGGAAGCUUACAAGAGAAUCCACAGGCUGCACAUUCUUCACCAUGAUGCGGAGCCGCGCAACAUCAUGUACGAUCCAAAAAGUGGCAACGUCAUGAUUGUGGAUUUCGAGCGGGCCGAGUUCCGUAGUCGUCAACCCCUAGGCCCACUCGGCCCUAACGCUCAGAAUCAGAGGAAGCGACGGAGAACACAGAAGCAAGGAAAGGAUGAUUUCGAGAAAGAACAGGAAUCUGUAACUGGAAGCUUGUUGAGGCUGAUGAAAUGAAGCCUAGGGCAUCUGAAUUCAAUUUUGACAGGGCUUCUUUGACUGCAGACCCGCCUCAGGCAUUUGCAUCCAAUCGGAUGAUCCGCAUAGAUACAC